This is a messenger RNA of Ailuropoda melanoleuca (giant panda), 1697 nucleotides long. RefSeq names its product proteoglycan 3, pro eosinophil major basic protein 2 (gene PRG3). The record is from RefSeq and is a predicted model, not a curated record. Lineage: Eukaryota; Metazoa; Chordata; Mammalia; Carnivora; Ursidae. Gene Ontology annotation, biological process: immune response.
AUGAAAGGCCCCCUGCUCCUGCCCCUUCUCUUGCUGGGGAAUGAUGCCCCCAGUCUGGACAGCUGGGAGACCCAGGCAGACCUGAGUCAGAAUCUGGAAUGUUCAGGAGAGCAGGAGAGAGAUUCGGCCCUGACCCAGAAGGUGAUUCAGUCAGAGGGAGAGGAGACCGAGCCUUCCAGCUAUCGGGACACAUUUGAGGAUGAGGAGGCCAUGGAUUCUGACCCAGCUGCCCUAGACAAGGACUUGCAGUGCUCCAAGGAAGAGGACACAGUUUAAAUCCCGUGAAGUCCUAGGUGCAAGACUUGCCACUUCCUGUUGAAUGUCUGCAGAAGAUGCUACAGGGGCAACGUCAUCUCCGUACACAACUGCAACUUAGGUUAUCGCAUCCUGUGCACAGGGGUCAACGAAGGCCAGGUCUGGAUCAGAUGCGUGCUCAAGAGCUGGUUCCUGUGCUGGAGAUUUCAGUGGACUGAUGGGAGCUGCUGGAAUUUUGGAUACUGGGCCCCAGGGCAGCCUGCGAAUGGGGAAGGCAACCGUGUGGCCUUAUGCACCAGGGGGGGACACUGGCAGCUGACUUUAUGUGAAAGGCGUCUGCCCUUCGUCUGCUCCUUCUAAGCCCGAGGUGCGGAGCCCCUGUAUCGGAGCCCCCUCCCUUCGCACCCCCCUGGCAGCCCCUGGGCCCUCCAGGCUCUGUCCCCCAGCCUCUUCUGGCCAUAAACCCAGACUUCGCACAGCAUUCCCCAACUUUGUCUCAUUAUUGUGCACGUUGGAGGACUGCCGGUGGAGCCGCGUGGCAGGCUGGGAUGCGCGGCUGGAGCGGCUGGGCUGCCCAGUGGGCUGGUGGGCUCCCCACGGCCCUUCUCUGCCAGGCCUCCUCCUCCUCCACCCACUCCCUGAGGCACCAGGGGACCGCCUCAUUGGUGUGCAGCUGGAGACUGGCCCUCCUGCUUUGCUUGGCUCCUGUAUGGGCUGCGGGGUGGAGGAGGGAGUGGGACAGCUUUCCAAUGUGGAAGGGAUGUCGCCCAUUCAAGAACUGGGGUGCACAGGGGGCAUAGUGAGAUCCCACCUGGGGGAGCCCCGUGGGAAGGAGGAAGUCUCUUUUGUCUAGGGCGGCUAGCUCCUCUGACCCUGGGUCUUCUUGGCCUCUUGGAUGCUGGCCCCUGUUUUCUAUUUUCCCAGACACCUGUGGCUGAGUUCGAAGUCCCCAGCAGCAGGAUGACAGGCCUGGGCACGGCAAUGAACGUUGCCAAUGCCAGGCCCAGGGACUGUCUCUGGGCGUAGAGGCCUCUCCUCAGGAGGGGACGGUCCAUUUGCCUUGGAUGGACACAGAGCCAGGAAGCUUCUAAUCACAGCGUGUUGGUCUUCCCAGGGACAAGAAAGGGCGCUGCCUGGGGUUCAGACCUCCCCCCAGGUCCCUUCCUUGCAUACUCUACCAAGCUAAUGCUUGAUGCUUGGCUUCUAAGAGAACAGUGGAACCCCACUGUGGGUGGAGGGAGGAUGGUCGGUAAGGGGAGAUCUGUAUAGGGAGCUCUGGGAGCUGUAUCUUGGCUUUUAUCAGCCUCCACUUAUCUCCUGGGUGGGGAAUGGGCUGUAGCCAACACCAGUAGCCCCACAUCUUGACAGCCAACAUGAGAGAGAGAGGGAGGGAGGGGAGUGGAGCGGGGCUCAGACCCCUCCAGACUGAGGCUCGCUUGAGG